Suillus plorans is the source of this 372-nucleotide messenger RNA. RefSeq lists its product as uncharacterized. Bases 1 to 372 code for a protein of 123 amino acids. The transcript is spliced from 3 exons. The record is from RefSeq and is a predicted model, not a curated record. NCBI's taxonomy places the organism in Eukaryota, Fungi, Basidiomycota, Agaricomycetes, Boletales, Suillaceae.
AUGUUCGAGCUCAUGCUCUCCCUCAACUCCGAGUCCGAGUCUGCCCACCCAUCAACCUUGCUCGCCCAGCACCUGGAAUUCCUGCAGCAUCCUGCAAUUCCUGCCUCUCACCUUUCCCGCCACUGCUGGCAGCUGCCAUUUUCUUUCGUGCCCGCCAGGAAUCCUCUAUCCUUUGCCCGCUACCUGCCUAGCUGCGGCACUGCCAUUCACCUUUUGAAACGAUUCUGUCGCAGCGACCGUGACCUUAACGGGAACUCGGGCGAGCUGAUGGCAAAGAUAUACGAUCGCGCGAGUAGGAAACAGGUGGAGAAGUACGGUACAGGGGUGCCCGGAGGGCCACGAAUGGCCAAGAUGCACUUCAAGUUCAUAUAA